Messenger RNA from Batrachochytrium dendrobatidis JAM81, 162 nucleotides. RefSeq lists its product as uncharacterized. Lineage: Eukaryota; Fungi; Chytridiomycota; Chytridiomycetes; Rhizophydiales. The record is from RefSeq and is a predicted model, not a curated record. The coding region runs from base 1 to 162 and encodes 53 amino acids. The transcript has a single exon.
AUGUCAUCGAAUACUGGUUCUCCCGUCACUGCCGAGGCUCUUUCUGCUGCAGCAUCAGCAAGCGUAUCACCAGCUCCUACUCCAAAAAAGAGCAACAAGUGCUAUCUCGAGGGUUGUGGAGACCGAGUUGUCAAGAUUGUUGGUGACUGUCGUUACUGGUAA